CUCUCGGGGAAGGAUCUGGAGGUCCUCGCGGGGCACUGCGCGCACGCCUUCCUCAUGCGUCGUGAGUUGUUGUGCUGCUUCAACGCUGUGUGCGCCUUCAUCGCAAGACAUCGACACGAGCGGAUGCCCCUGUGGGAUGUGGUGCGCAAGGAGCUCCGAUGGGCCUCCCAUCUGGUCUGUUUCUGUUGGCGCGACCCGUCGGCUUCCGUCUGCCCUGUGGCGGUGUCGAGCGACGCGUCGGAGUGGGGGCACGGGGUCACCGUCCUGGUGGGGGACAAGGGCGACAUCGUAGAGGCUAUGAAGUACUCGGACAGGCGGCGCUUUCGAGACGGCUCCGGAGGGGCCCGUGCACAGGCUGCUGAGCUGAUCGAGGAGGCCCUGGCUGGCCACCGCGCCCCUGGAGAGCGAGACGAAGGAGCUGAGCCGGGCGCCGUCGCGGACGGCGAGGCGGACUGGGGCCCCGAAGGAGGCGAUCGAGUCCCACUGGUCCCCGAGAGGCUCCUCAAGGGUAAGUGGUCCGUGGUGUGCUCUCGUCCCUGGCAGCGCCCCGAAGGCAUGCCCGCCCUCGAGACCUGGGCGACGCUCUGGGGGCUGCGUCGCAUGCUUCGUAACUCACGGUGGUGGGGUCGAAGGCUUCUCUUCUUGUCCGACUCGAUGUCCGCCACCCUGGCCCUGUCGAAGGGUCGGAGUUCGGCCCACGGCUUGCUUGGAGCGGUGCGGGCAUGGGCGUCAUCGCUGCUGGUGUCGGGCUGCUUCGCGACCGUCCGCUGGAUUCCUAUCGAGCUCAACUCGGUGCCGAUCCUGGCUCGCGCGGCGGGGCCGCUGCCGGUCCAGGUGCCCCUUCCGAGCGCCCUCUCGGCCGACGGGGCCCUGCUGCGGCGCGGGGCGACGCCGCCGCGGGCGCGAGGGCCGGCGCGGAGUGGCCGGGCGAAGGACUCGGCCGUCGCCCCUGCCUCUCCGCGCCGCGCAGGGAUGCCCGCGAUGGCGCCCGCGAGGCGGGGCCGCCGUAGCACGGCCAUGGCCGCGGCCGCGCGGGCUCCCGCCCGCAGGCGCUGGGCGGUGAGCGGGGCGCCGGCGGCCUUCAACCGCAUGAGGUUCCUGCAGCUCGAGAGUGUCAGGCCGCGGACGCGGGAGCUGUGCCAGACGAGCUGGGACCUCUUCGCGGACUGGGCCCAGGAGCGGAAGCUACCGAUCGAGACGGAGGACGACCUCGAGACGGCCGUGCUGGACUACUUCGACUGCAAGUACUUCGAGGGCGUCCACUCGAGUUUAGGGGGCCGCCUGGUCUGUGCCGCGUGCUACCUGCGCCCGGAGCUCAGCCGCCAGCGCGGUGCGAGGCUGGCCCGCGUCCGGCAAGCCUUGCGGGGCUGGAGCCUGCGGUCGCCGAGCCAGUCGCGCCUGCCGACCCCGUGGGAGGCGGCGCGCCUGAUCGCGGACCUCCUGGUGCGGAAGGACCGGUGGGACAGGGCCGCGGCGAUCGUGAUUUGCGUGAUCUUCUACCUGCGGCCCAGCGAGCUCCUGGACCUGAGGGCCCGCCAGCUGGUGCCGCCGCUGGCCGCCGGCCAGUCGUUCCAGCGGCGCUGGGCCCUGGUGUUGCACCCGAUGGAGCUCGGGCGGCCGUCCAAGACAAGUCGCUGGGACGACUCUCGGAUCCUCGAUCUCGACGAACACCAGUUCUUCGCCCCAGCGCUGGCUCGGCUGCGCGGCCCCGGCGAGGGGCCCGAGCGAAUGCUGUUCAGCUUCGACUGCCCGACGUGGGCGCGGGAGCACCGUCAGGCCGGACUGGAGCCGGGCUUGGAGGCGCUGGGCCCGCCGACCCUCUACGGCCUUCGACGCGCAGGGGCGAGCCUGGACUGCGCGCUGGGUCGCCGCGCGAUGCUCGAGAUCCAGCACCGCGGGAACUGGGCGGCCGCCGACUCGAUGAGGAGGUGCCAGAAGGCCGGGCGGCUGGCCGAGCAGCUUCACCUGCUCGCCCCAGGCGCGCGUCAAGCCGCGCCCCGAUGCGCCGCGCAGAUUGGCAGCAUCCUGGGCGGGCGCUCGCCUUCCUGA
Prorocentrum cordatum is the source of this 2049-nucleotide messenger RNA. The record is from the annotation of a GenBank genome assembly. NCBI's taxonomy places the organism in Eukaryota, Dinophyceae, Prorocentrales, Prorocentraceae.